AUGGCUACGUCUCAUCCCAGCGUCUAUCCCUCGCAUGGCUCUGCCUAUCCAACACACUCUCCUCAAGCCACAGCCGCUGCUGCUUUGUCGGAGCAGCUCCCAUCCUUACAGCAACAGCAGGAAGCGACAUCUAACAAGAAGCGAAAGACGAGUGGUGCGCCUGGCAGCAGGGGAGUCGCUAAUCUUACGCCUGAACAGCUGUCGAAGAAGCGCGCGAACGACCGCGAAGCACAACGCGCGAUAAGAGAACGAACACGCAACACCAUCCAGAAUCUCGAACAGCGCAUUCGCGAACUAGAAUCGCAGCAACCUUUCCAAGAACUACAACGCGCACUUUCAGAACGAGAUAACGCGCUGCGAGAGUGCGAAGACUUGCGACGAAGAUUAGCCGGUGUCGCACAACUAGCAGGCACAUCUGCCGCAGCAGCCGCCUUACAACAACAGCAUGGCGGACAAGCAGGUCCGAUUGCAAGCUUGAAUGGUACGUUCACGAUCGAUGAUCUUAUCGAUCCGGUUUGGCUAAAUCCAGACGGAGCAGAGUUGGCCGCUGUCACAGCACAGCAAGCUCCGCUCCCUCCACACCCGGCAUCGGCAGCCGCUGCCCAUCAGCAACAAGGACAGUAUCCUGGAUAUGCAGACCAUGUUCAUCCGGCGUUGCGAUCACCAAGUUAUGCUACGACGCACGGUAGUCCCGUCAGUCAGGCAUCGCGGCCGGACUCUUCGGCGAGACAUGGGCAGUGGAGUCCUAGUGUGAGUGCAGUGAAUAGCCAGCAAGGUUCCCAGUAUCCCUCGCAUGGCAAUGGCGCGCAUUACGAUAACCAACUUCCUUCUCCAACAGCGCUACUGCAGCAGUCCGGCAAUGGCGAGCGAUUGGGUCUCAACUAUAUCAUGGACAGCAAGGCCUCUCCGCAGAAUUCGCCACCGCUCUACGCCAGGCUUCCGGCCAACAUGCCUCCGGCAUCACCUCUGGACUCGCUACUAAGUGACUUCAUUGCGACCCGGCGACAACUCCUGCAAAGCGGCAAGACAAAACUAGAAGCACUUGGUCCAGAGUAUCCCUCCUUCGCCGCUCUCCACGACCCAAGCAAGAAAAGCAGCUCCCACCCUGUCUCAAAUCUGCUAAUCGACAUUCUUUCGAAGUUCCCGGACAUCUCCGCGCUACCUGAGAAAGUUGCCGUCCUAUACAUCAUGUUCCUGGUCCUCCGCUGGUUCAUCUGCCCUUGCUCGGAUUGCUACGAACGGAUGCCGGAAUGGUGUCGACCCGUUGUGGAGCAACUUGAGCGCCAGCAUCCACAUUGGGUCGACCAUCUGCCUUGGUUAGUAGAAUCGUCGUCCUCGUCGUCUUCGUCGCAUGCAAUUACGGAAACAGCAGCAGCAGCCACGACACCAGAAGAGGAGGAAGAGAUUGAUUUCGCGGAAUUGUUCGGUGAUGAUGUGUCGCCACUAGCUCUUUCGCCAAUCACCACUACUGCUACUGCUGUCGUGGACGAGACGAAUGAGGUCGAAAAUAACGGCGUAGUUGAAUAUCUCACUGACACUUUCUUUAGGCCGUACAUGCGCAAGCAACUUUCCGGCCCGGCGCAGAAGAAAUUUGACGAUUUCUUCGUGCCGUUCACGACGACAUUGAGUCUGAACUGGUCGGCGUCGUCGGAGUCGAAGACGGUGCUUGUGCAGUUGGGAAGUGAGCAAGGGCAGCUGACGAGUGAGUUUGAGCAGCAUUUGAGGAAUUUGAGGAAUUGGUCGCUGGGCACUAGUUUUCAGACGACUUUUCCGGAUUUGGUUAAUGAGGAGGUGAGGAUUUCGGGGCCGGCGGUGUAG
Messenger RNA from Recurvomyces mirabilis, 1818 nucleotides. RefSeq lists its product as uncharacterized. The record is from RefSeq and is a predicted model, not a curated record. NCBI's taxonomy places the organism in Eukaryota, Fungi, Ascomycota, Dothideomycetes, Mycosphaerellales, Teratosphaeriaceae. The coding region runs from base 1 to 1818 and encodes 605 amino acids. The transcript has a single exon.